UUAUGAUAAAAUUACAAACACAAUUACAUAAAAAAACUAAGGGGUUUUUAAUUUUAAAAAAAAUUCCCCAAUAUAUUUAAAUGGUGUAAAAAAAAUAAAAAAAUCAAUAUAUUAAGUAUGAGAAAUAACGGCAAUAUUAAUUAUAUUUCAAAAUUCAAAAACAUAAAGAUUUCAUUGCGCGAAAAAACACGAGCACACACCAAAAAAGAAAAUAUUUAAAGUAAAAAAAUAAUCAAAAUUAAAAAAAAAUUUCAUUCAAAAUAAGAAAUUAAAAAAUGGAUUUAAUAUCAAAAAUUUUGUCUUCAAUCAACAUUUUUUUCAAACUAAAUUUCUUCAAUCAACAUUAAUAUCGUAAAAAAUAAAUUGGAUAUUCAACUACUUAUAUAUAUAUAUAUAUAUAUAAAUAAAGAGAGAAAGGAGCAGGAGCAAAAGUAAAAUCAUCUUCGAUGAUAAAAUUAUACGAAAUAACUAUAAAAAAUAAAUAAAAACAAAUUCAAAAUCAAAAUAAAAUAAAACUAAAAAAAAACACUACCAAGAUGGUAACACAAUUUUUUAUAACAAGAGUAGAAGAGCAGAGAGCAGAAAAAAAGAAGAGAUAUAAAAUGAAAAAACAAAAAAAAACAUGAAGAAGAAUUAUUUGAAAAAAUUGUUGAUGUGUGUGUGUGAUCAUUAAUUAAAAAUAAUUAAAACUUAUUAAUAAAAUUAAAAAUGAUUAAAUAUAAAUAAACAAAAUGCUAAAUAGAUGAUUAAAAAUUAAAAUUUUCUAUUAAAAUUAAUAAAAACAAAAGAAUAUGCAAAUUAAAUAAAUAAUAAAAAUAUUUAAUUUUGAAUUUUCAAAUAUCAAAAUACAAGAGAAAGGAAUAUAGAAAUAAAGAGAGGGAUAGAGAAAGAGAGCUUUUUAAUUCUAAAUAAAAAUAAAUCAACAAUACGAGUAUAAAUUAAAAAUUUAUAGAACAUGAUUUUUUUUUUUAUUGAAGAGAGGAAAAAAACAAAUUCUUUAUAUUUAUAAAAAAAAAAUAUUUUUUUUUUUUAAUAUUUAUUAAAAAGAGAACAGCAAUAUGCAGUUUUAUUUAAAAUUAACAAAUAAAUUUCUUAAAAAUGAAAAAACGAAAAAUAUUAUAAAAAAUAAGAGAUAAGAAAACGAAAUCAAAAUCCAAAAAAAAAAAACAAACAAAAAAUAAUAUUAUUUUUUGAAUUAUUUUUGAUUCAAUAUGAAACAUAACGAUAUAUCAAUAAGUACUAGUCAUAAUUCACAUACUGGAUCAUCUGGUGAUGAUUUAGGCAGCACUGAUGAAGUUAAAAUAUUUAAAGAUGAAGGUGAUCGUGAAGAUGAAAAAAUUUCAUCCGAAAAUUUAUUAGAAGAAAAAUCUAGUUUGAUAGAUUUAACUGAAAGUGAGGAGAAAAGUGGGAAACUUUCAUCAAGAUCGGAACCUAGUCCUGUUUUUGGUAAAGUUGAAUCUCAUGCGUCUAGUUUUAAUAUGGGUUACUUAGUUUCUCCUUAUUCUUACACAAAUGGGGCGGCAGGAGGUUUACCGGUUUCAAUGGCAAACAAAAUGGGUUUGUCACCGUUUUUUUGUCAUAAUGGUGAUCCUUUAACGACACCUCCACCUGCACACUGUGGAAUACCUCCUUAUCAGCUGGAUCCUAAAACAAUGGGUAUUACAAGGCCAGCGAUUUAUCCUUUUCCAGCUAGUCAGUAUCCUUAUCCAAUGUUAAGUCCCGAUAUGUCACAGGUGGCAUCCUGGCAUACGCCAUCUGUGUAUUCAGCGUCUAGGUUUAGUAAUCCGUAUCCUUCUUCAUUACCAAUUAAUACAAGUGAUUUUUCGUUUCGUUUUUCACCCAAUAUAUUGCCUUCAGUACAUACAUCUCCUCAUCAUGUUCUUAAUUCGCAUCCGGCGAUAGUGACGCCUGGUCCGAAACAGGAUAUUAGUGGUCAAGAAUCAAAUCAUCGAUACGGCCGAAGUUUAGAUCAAAAAAACUCACCGAAUAUUCAAGCUAAUGAUAGUAAAGAUAAUAAUAAUGAAAAAAAUAAAAAACCACAUAUCAAAAAACCAUUAAAUGCAUUUAUGCUGUAUAUGAAAGAGAUGAGAGCGAAAGUUGUUGCAGAAUGUACACUUAAAGAAUCAGCAGCUAUUAAUCAAAUAUUAGGAAGACGGUGGCAUGAACUGACGCGAGAAGAACAAAGUAAAUAUUAUGAAAAAGCAAGACAAGAAAGACAAUUACAUAUGGAAUUAUAUCCUGGCUGGAGUGCAAGAGACAACUAUGGUUAUGUUUCAAAAAAGAAGAAACGUAAAAAAGAAAGAGCCGCCGCUGAUACGGGAGCAGGAAACAAUAUGAAAAAAUGCCGGGCUAGAUUUGGUUUAGAUCAACAAAAUCAAUGGUGUAAACCUUGCAGUCCUGGAUUACCCGCCGUAUUAACAUCGGUUGUGCCUGGUAAUGGAGGUGGUGUUACCGCUGGUAUUGGUAGUAUUGGUGGUUUAACUGGUUCCGGUGGUAUUAUUGGUGGUUGUGCUACCGGUUCUAUACAUCUACCAAAUUCAUCAUCGUCUUCGUCAUCAUCAACAUCAUCGACAAAUCAUUUACAAAAUUUAGGGGGAGGUGGUGGUGGUGGCGGUAGUAGUGGUGGUGGUAGUGGUCUUGGUUCAAAUACAAAUCCCGCUACUGGAGCAGGUGGUGGUGGCGGUGGAAGUGGAAGUAGUGGCGGUGGUGGUGGGGGUGGUGGUUUAAAUUCUCAACAAAAUCAAGGAUCUAAUUUACCUCAACAACCAUCACCACAGACGCCAACAUAUGUGAAUUUAAAUAUGCAGUAUUUAUCAAAUUAAUGAUAAUAUUAAAAAAAAAAAAAAAAAGAAAAAAAACUAUAUUUACAUAAUGUAAACGUAUAUGUAUAUAAAUAUAUGUAUAUAUUAUAUACAUGAAUAUAAUAAGAAAAAACACAAACAAUAAAUAAUUUGAAAAAUUAAAAUAAUUAGUUAAAAAAGAAAAAUAUAGUGAUUAUAUACCUAAUAAAAAAACAAAAAGAAAAAUUAAACAAACAUAGAAUAAAAAAAUUAACAAAAAAAAAAUAAAUAUGUUCUGUUAUACAAAAAUUAUUACAUUUUUGUGUAAUACAAUACAAUAUACAAAAAAAAAAUAAUUAAAUAUAUUUUAAAAAUACAAUAAAACAUAAUAAAUAAACAAAACAAAAAUGAACUCGAAUUAAAAUAAAAAUUAAUGUGUGUGUUUAAUACAACAUUAAGGAAAACAGAAAUAAAGAACUAAACAGAAGCACACAAAUCAUUAGAAUUUUCUAUUUUUUCUUGUUUCUUGCUCAAAAUAUUUUUAUUAAUGGAAACAAAAAACACAAUGAACCAAAUCUUAAGCAGUAUAACCAAAAAAAAUUAAUUUUUUAUUAUAUAUAUAUAUAUAUAUAUAUUAUAUAUAUACAUACAUACAAAUAUAACAUAAUAAAUUAGUUAAAAAUAUAAUGAAAUUAGAGUUAAAAAUUAAAUAAAAGAAAAUAUUACAUCAACUUUACAAUCAACACACAAGAAAUUUACAUAUAAUACAUACAUGUGUACAUAUAUACAAAAUAUAAUCGUUAAAUACACUUAUAUUAU
Molecule: messenger RNA, 3599 nt
Organism: Condylostylus longicornis
Lineage: Eukaryota; Metazoa; Arthropoda; Insecta; Diptera; Dolichopodidae
Gene: pan
Product: protein pangolin, isoforms A/H/I/S
Exons: 16
Coding region: 1212-2822 (536 amino acids)
Biological process (GO): regulation of transcription by RNA polymerase II; canonical Wnt signaling pathway
Cellular component (GO): beta-catenin-TCF complex
Molecular function (GO): DNA-binding transcription factor activity, RNA polymerase II-specific; RNA polymerase II cis-regulatory region sequence-specific DNA binding
Source: RefSeq, a predicted model, not a curated record